Messenger RNA from Humulus lupulus (European hop), 2437 nucleotides. RefSeq lists its product as uncharacterized. The record is from RefSeq and is a predicted model, not a curated record. The transcript has 3 exons. Bases 704 to 2059 code for a protein of 451 amino acids. NCBI's taxonomy places the organism in Eukaryota, Viridiplantae, Streptophyta, Magnoliopsida, Rosales, Cannabaceae.
AAAAUCCCUAACAGUAUUACAACUUUCAUCUCCUCUUCUCUAUGUUCUCUCUCCCCGACAACACAGCACGCUUCCGGCCUCUCCCUCUUCUCCCCGACGCCGGCACCACGCAGCAGCUCGCCGGCGCACCCAGGAGUUCCUCCACCUUCAGACUCCUGCGGGCGGUCCUUCUCCACACCGAUCCGAGCAGCUUCUCCUCCAGUGUUACUGUUUUUCUGAAUUUCUUGUCCAAGAAUGGCGAAGGAGGAUUUAAGGGUUUACAAUUCCAUGACUCAGCUGAAGGAGAUCUUUGAUGCUGCCCAAAAAGGAGUAAAAAGUACUGAACUUGAAAAGCAUCGGCUUUCUUCCAUCCCAAACUGAGUUCAGAGUAUCAAAUAUCUUUCUCUGCUUAGUUUUAGUCUUAAAUCUUCAUUAUGGUGUGAAUCGUUAUAGGACAACGCCUGUUAAAAAUCCCAGAACUCGUAAACCUUGGAGUGGAUCUUAUUGGGUUACUUUGAUUUUGGUUGAAAUAUCCAGUUUUUCCAUCACUGAAAUUAGGGUCUGCAGGUCAUGAGCGGUUGUUGGGUACUAUGGAAAUUUCAUUUUUCCAAUUACUUUUUGUUUGGUUGGUAAGAAAAUAUGGGACAGGUAGAUUUGACUUCUCAUGUUGUCUGAUUGAUUACAUGGUCUAGGAACUGUGUUUGGUUUUGGGAUUGAGCGUCCUAUGAUGGAUAGUUCAGGUUUGGGAGGUGGGUUUUUGUCAGGUCCAAAUGGGGGGUUACUAGACUUGGAGUCAUCCAUUCAUAGACACCAAACAAGCCAGUUGGGUCAUUCCUCAUUAGCACAUCCACAUCCAAUGAAUAUGAUAGGUGGUGUUGAAAGUGAACACCAUCCCAUUACGCUUAUGGAAGUGAAAGGGUCGACAUCGAAAGGCAUUUCAGUGCUCGGGAAAGGGAAAGCAGUUGCCCCGAUGACCAGUAGUCAUAGUUAUAACAUAAGUGAAGAAGAUGAACCGAGUUAUAUGGAAGAUGGGAGUGGUGAGAACUAUGAUGGAGCCAAGGGGAAAAAGGGCUCUCCGUGGCAGCGAAUGAAGUGGACAGAUAAUGUAGUUAAGCUUCUUAUUGCUGUGGUUGCUUGUGUGGGUGAUGAUGGAAUGAUUGCAGGUGGGGAGGGGCCUAAGAGAAAAUCUGGCAAUUUACAGAAGAAGGGUAAGUGGAAAACAGUUUCUAAGAUAAUGAUAAAAAAAGGUUGUCACGUGUCCCCUCAACAGUGUGAAGACAAGUUUAAUGACUUGAACAAAAGGUAUAAAAGAUUGAAUGACAUUCUUGGGAGGGGAACGAGUUGUAGAGUGGUGGAGAACCCUGCUCUCAUGGACUCAAUGCCUCACCUUUCAGCUAAGGCGAAGGAUGAUGUUAAAAAGAUACUGAGCUCAAAACACUUAUUUUACAAGGAAAUGUGUGCUUAUCAUAAUGGGCAAAUGAUACCUGAUUGUCACGAUAUUGAUUUACAAGGUUGUUCCUUACCUCUCAGGGGCUCAAAAGACAGUAAUCCAUCUGAGGAGGAAGAAGCUGAGGAAAAUCAUGAUAGUGAGGAAGAUGAUUUGGACAAUGAAGAUGACCAUAACCACGACAACGGUGGGGAGAGGAUGAGAGAUUUUGGUGACAGGAAGGUGAACGACGAUGAUGGCCAUUUCUGGACAUCACCUCAGGAAAGUUUUGAAGGUGAAAUGGCGGGGUUUUUUCAAGAUCCCACAAAGUCAUUGUGGGAGCGUAGGGAGUGGGUUGAGAAACAAACGUUGCAUCUCCAAGAGCAAAGAGUCAAUUUCCAUGCUGAAGCCCUUGAGCUUGAGAAGCAGCGUUUUAGGUGGCUGAGAUACUGCAGCAAGAAAGACAGAGAGUUGGAACGAUUGAGGCUGGAGAAUGAGAGAAUGAAAUUAGAGAACGAGCGAAAAGUACUGCAACUGAAGCAGAAGGAACUGGAAUUAGAUUUGAGGAGGCCAGAAGCUUUUAUAGAGCAUUCCCCUCUUGGUCACGAUAGAGUGCCAGGGAGAGAUCAGAUUGAUCUCGGUAGGCAUCAGUAGAUUCUGAGCACAACUUGCAAUGUGCAGUUUGCAUCAUGUUCGAGAUCAUACACGUUGGAGAUUUCUUGCUAAAGCAUAGGGCACACUAAUCAUGUAAAGUGUGAGUUUUUGUUCUAUGGAUUGGUGAUAUUCUGCUUUUGUUGUUGACCAUUCUGUUGUAAAUUCAAAAGGUUAGCUUAACACUUGUUGAAGUCUUCAAGCUAUCAUUAUGACUGGUCAUAUUAUUUUUUCUUAACAAGCUUGAACUUGUAUUGUUUUUUAUAUCAUCUAUUUAAUAAGUUAAUGGUGCGAAAUUUUUGAGAACAAUAAUCUUCAGGGACUGAUAUAAAUUUUUUGUUGCACUCGUUCAACACUAAAUAAGACUGAUUACAUCAAUCA